Messenger RNA from Effrenium voratum, 1516 nucleotides. The record is from the annotation of a GenBank genome assembly. Lineage: Eukaryota; Dinophyceae; Suessiales; Symbiodiniaceae.
CCGACAGGGACCUUUUGAAGACGCCCAAUCAUCCUGAUGCGUUGGGUGCCAUGUCGGCCCGCAAACUGUUUCCACGCGGGUCCUCUGGCGGCGAGCUUUGUCCAGGGACCCGGGUGAUUGUCCAUGGCAUCAGGUCUGUGAAGGAGAUGAACGGCAAAGAAGGCACGUGCAUAGAUUGGGUACCAGAGGAGGGCCGAGUACACGUGCAGCUGGAUGCCGGCGUGAAGGCCUUGCGCCCAAAGAAUCUCAAGGUGGUUCGCCCCAAGCAGCCUACCAACGAGAUGCUGGACCGCGUGCUCGAGGUCUUCGGGAGUGCAGACAGCAACGGUGACGGUGUCCUAGACAUCAACGAGUUCGCGCGAUGCCUUGCCGGGAUUGGUUUGGGGAAGGAGUAUGUCAUGGCGUUCCAACUGGCAAUGGACAAGGAUCACGACUUCGAGAUCGACUAUGCCGAGUUCACCCAGUGGGCACUAGGUGCAGACAUGCCCGGGCGCCGAACCCGCUUGGACCUCUACUGGCCAAAGAAGCGAGAGCUACCCAUAGAGCCGGUCGACGAGGAUGACACAGUUCCAGAUUAUGAUGAGGAACUCACCGAGCGGGACAUCGUGAAGCUCAUGCAUCGACCGCUGCCGGAUGAUUGGCCCACGCACGGGAUAAACAUCGUCAACAAUGCGCGGGCCCGAUUUCCAUACUAUCCUAUAGAAGGAAUUGUAUGGUCAAUGAAGAGAAAUGGCUACAUUGGUGGUAUAGUCUUGGCAGAUAUUCGCUCAACCGGCGCGAAGGAGGUGCAUCCUUGCCGGACGACACCCCUGCGAGCAUGCUCGGAGCCCUUCCCUGCUGUCUACCGCAACAUCUCACCGGAGGGCGAGAUGCUGGUCUACGAAGAGACCCGGGAGAGUGGAUUCGGAGCAAUGCGCGACGGCAAGGUGCCCCCGAUUGGUGUCAUUCCAUCCGGCGAUCUUUUCACCGUGUACGAAGCGCGGCAGGGUGCAGAGUAUGGGUUUUGCUUCGGGCGAAUCAAGUUCCAGGGGCAGGAAAGUCCACCGACCUGGGUGGUGCUCGGCCUCCUAGUGGAGAAAGGACGGCGAUGGAUGAAGCCAGAUGAAGAACGCUUUCCGAAAGACCUGACGUUCUCUGAUGCCGAGAGGAUGCAUGGGAUGCAAUGACUUUGGGUACUCCAGCUUUGCACCAGCGCGCGGCGCAUUGCCAAAGCGCCAUCCAUGGCAUUUGGUGGCGUGACGGUUUGUAUGCGGUAGGCCUUCUCUGAAACAAGUAAGGCAGACCCUGUAACAGCGGUUUCACUUGGACAAGUUUCACACUUCGGUGGAUAGUAGGCGCGACCUCAAGCGUCAGUGCUCGCUAGAUGACUGGGGUCCGAUGUUCGCCAUUGAGAGGCGUUCCUCACCUCACACUCUGCCAAGCAGCAGUGCCAAGCCUCAGCCAAGCUGAAAACGACUCCUAUCCCUCGCCGAAAGCGAUGCAAAAAUGCCUGCAAGAGAGCCAGGCGAAGCCGUGC